GGCCCCCGCCAGGAUGAUGCGCUGAGGCAUUGACGUCUUGUGACGCAGGGCGGGUGAGAGGUCGCGGAGGCCGGAGCCGGCGCCUGCCUGGUUGGUGGCAGAGCGAGGCAGCGGGAGCUGGGCCUUUCUUUCCCUCAGGCGCCCCACAACUUCAUGGCGGCCCGGCGGCUCCGGGACCUGGUGCCCCUGGGAGCGCGGGCAGGGCUGAGGCCGAGGGCGGGCCUGGCUGGCGGUUUCAGGUACGUGCCAUCCUGUGGGAUCUUGAUGAUCAGAGCCCCCCGGGUCAUUAGCAGUCCUGAUUUGGAUCUUGCAACUCAGCACAGCAGGAGCUUUAUCAACUUCACAGCACCUUUCACCAACAAGCGAAAGGAAUACUCGGAAAGGAGAAUCAUUGGUUACUCUAUGCAGGAGAUGUAUGAUGUUGUGUCCAAUGUGGAUGAAUACAAGGACUUUGUUCCCUGGUGCAAGAAAUCAUCAGUGGUUUCUAAACGUACAGGCCAUGUGAAAGCCCAGCUGGAAGUCGGAUUCCCUCCAGUUGUGGAACGUUAUACGUCCAUUGUUACACUGGUGCGGCCCCAUUUGGUGAAGGCAAUCUGCACUGAUGGAAAACUCUUCAACCACCUAGAAACAAACUGGCGUUUCAGCCCAGGCAUUCCAGGUUAUCCCCGCACGUGCACAGUGGACUUCUCAAUUUCUUUUGAGUUUCGCUCCCUGUUGCACUCACAGCUGGCUACAGUUUUCUUCGAUGAGGUGGUCAAGCAGAUGGUAGCAGCCUUUGAACGCCGGGCAGGAAAGAACUUUGGUCCGGAGACUCGCAUUCCCCGAGAGCUCAUGUUCCACGAGGUGCACCAGACGUGAAAGCAUACUCUACUGCUAUGGAGGCUGCACUGACAUUUUGUGCCGGGGAAGUGUGGGGCUUCCCCAGCCUUUCUGUUUUUAUCUAUUUAUUUGGUUUCUGGUUAUCCUGUCUAAUUUAUCCACUGGGCCUGGUGUGAUGAAAGAGACUUGUUCCUAAGGAAAGGGCCAGGCUGUUGUGUUACCUCCAGAGCAACCUCUCCAUCUGCUGUCUCUUGCCUGGCCAUGCUUUUAUGCUAGGUCAUACAUAUACCAUAUAUAUCUAUAUAUUUUGUAGCACAGUUUUAUUUGAAUGUCCCUUUUUUAAAAUCUCUACUCUGAAGAUGAUCUCCUCUUUCAUCCCUCCCUGUCAUAUAUCCCUGCAUGGCUGCCUUUGGAUGCAGACGGUGCCAAUCCUGUGUCGUGGAUGAGAGAUGGUGGAAACCCUUGCGUGUCAUCUGGAUUUUGUUCUGUGCCUAAUGAAGGGAACUGUGCCUCUUAAAUCAUGUGUUCAAAGCAAAAAAACAAAAACAAAAAACAAACAAACAAGUACCUGGCCAAGAUUGUUUCUUUGUGAUAGAAGGAAGGAUGGAGGGAUGAGAAGAAUCUGUACCUGUUGCCUGAUAGUCUCAUUGAUUGUUGGUUUUGCCAGAUUCUGACGGCUUCCCUCUGCCCUGGAAAGAUUGGAGUCAAGUUGAGGAAAUGCAAAAGUAACAGAAUGAAGGCAGGGUAACAGUGCAGGGUCUGGCUUCAUUACAGGAAUUGAUUGGACACUGUCUUGCAAUUGCUGCCCUGACACUAUAUUAAGCAAAUAUUGGAUAAAGACUGUACCAUUGGGUGUGGACUCUACUUCCCCACCUGAUGUGGUAUCAAAAGCUUUGUUUAGCAUUAAGCUGUAUAAGGGAGGCUGGCACCUAGUCCGCCUUCCUGUUUUUGGCUAAUAGCUGAAUUCAAAGGAGCUUUGAGGCUUGGAAGGGAAGAUUUGUGCCAAAUUAAGGUUAAGGAAGAGAUGGCUCUUGGAGCCUUCAUUAUUUUAGAAAUGAGAUAAUGGAAGCCCCCAAUUAGUACAUUUUCUUCUAGCAUACCAUCACAGUGUUCUGUAAAAUCCAGUUUAGCAUAGCCUCUUGGUUUGUUUAAAUCUAAGUUCAAACUACGUAAUUCUUCUUGGACCCAAAGUACUAUAGGUCUUAGAAGUCCUCUCUCGGGAUCUUCAGUGAGCAUCUUGGGAGUUAUUCCAUAGUGAAACCAAAUAUAAGGUUCAUUUGACUUCUUCCAUAGUUUGGGCCUGGGCAAUGUAGUCUGGUGCAGCAGCUUUGGGGACUAGAGGACCAUUUUCCCAGAAUCAUGGUUCAUAAACAUUAUGCCUUGUGAUGCUUCUAGAAAUGAAGCUUCCACAGUGUGGAGUAUGCCUGCCUCACUCAUAUCAUGGGUCAGAGCAAUUUAGAGGCUCUGAUACAGUUCUGUAUCCUGUAAAUUCUAGUUCUAGGCUAUUACAUGCCUGCUGUAUGCCCAAUAGUUGUCCUAGAAAACCAGAGCUCUUGAACUAGCUGUGUAGCACAAGUCAUUUAUUGCACUACAAUUCCCAAAACUCCUCGGUAUGUUUUCUACUGCCCAUAGUGGGCUGAGAGUUGUUGUCGAAAAAGGCUUUCUGGGUUCUGCAGAAACUACUUUUUUUUCUGUGAUUCUGUUGUAGGCAUCCCCCAUUCCCAUGUGAGAGAUCCAUUUAUGUUUUUUUGUCCUGUUUUUUAAUUUGAAUGCCCUCUUGGUUUGCAAAGAAAUUUUAUAUGUUAGUUGCACACUUUGCACAAGCCGCAUGCACGUACAUGAUUGCCAGUGUUGGACAUGAAUUCUAUCUUGGCUCGAUGUCCAUAAAGAGGGGCCACCCAACUCUCCUUUCCCAUUGUGUCCCACAGGACUGGGUCAAGGGCUGGCCCAUGUAGUGUGGGCUUGAGGCGCUGUGGGAAUCUGGGGCAGUGUGCCUAAGCAUGUUUGCUUUUGUAGCAUUGGGCAAGUAUGAGGGAGGGAGAGCUAUCAUUGUGUAUCAUUCUUUUCCUUUACUACCCAUUUAUUAUGGCUUCCUGAGGUUUUCUGCCUAAUGUUCAUGGAAUGUGUGGCAAAAUUUUUCUGUAAAGGUGUGGUAUACAUGUCAUUAAUAAAUAAAGAGUAAUUAAAUAUUACCAUAGGGGAACCUAGAUGCUCAAAGCCCUGCUCCUUGAGACCCUGUCUAGCAGUCAGGUCACCCCAUUUGCCUCAGUUCUCAUGAGUGGAUUACUUAGCAUAGGUGACUAAAACCAUCCUUUGAGCCUUUUCCUUCGGGACCAAAAUCCCCACACUAGGCCCAGGCUGUUUGGGUAAUGGGAGGCAAACUAUUUCUGAACAGUAAAGGCCUGCUUUCCCUCUGCCUAAAAUGUAUCAUGAACUCAGGGGAAGAAGGUUGAUGCUUGUUGUGACAUAGCGGAGUUAUUUCUUUAAUCUUAAGCCAGUUUGGAUCUAUGCUUGGCUUUCUUGCCAGGGGUCCCUGUUAGUUAGUUCUGUGUCUGCCCCUGUAUAGUUGAGGUUACAAAUGUGGUCCAGCUAUGAAAACACAUCUGCAUCUGCUAUGCUGAGCUUGCAAUCUGGUUGUAAGGCAGCUUCCACAAGUCAGUUAACAGCCGCCCCCCCCCCCCCCGGGGGCUGGCUUUGAAUGUUAGCUGUCACUGUGCAGAGUUGCAUUGCGGUCACAUGAGCUGCAUGGACUUGGCCCUACCAUUGGUAUGUCCUUUGCUGAGCUGUUGUUUUGGCCUUCUGUAAUCAUUCAUUUCAUAUUUAUGGAGGCUCCUGUCCCUCCUAAAUGGUACUAAGUGAUGGAAGGAAACAUGGUUCCAUUUGUUCAGCCUUUUUGAAAGGGUACACUGAAACAAUUUACUUUCUCAUUAUCCUCGUUUCUGCAGUUCUAUGCAGAAAGACCAACAGUAGAAGAUAAUAGCCAGCAAUGGUCUCUUCUUAACUUUUUUUGGAAAUGAAGGCAUUGUAUUUUUAAGCCCAGUUCCCUGGUAUGUUUGUCCAAGCAAGGAGCUUCUUUCAUUGAAAUGUAGGAAACAUGCUCUCUGGGUCUAGAACAGGAAAUUGCCUCAUGUCAUCAUCUACUGCCACAAAUGUCUAACCCUCUGGCUUCAUUGCCUUUGUGAGCUAAGGUGGAGAAAAGGGGAUAGCUAACGUGGCCAGGGAUGCAGGUGGGUAUGGGAAAGCAACCCUCGAGCUAGUCCUGAGCUUAUGCCUUCUAUAACUGAGACAGUUCAUGAGGAAAGGAAAAAGAAUUCUCCCUUGCUUCCCCCAUGCACACUUGAAAUGAAAACAAGCUUGAACUCAUGUAAAGCUCUUGUUAUUCAGGAAGGAGAAUUUCAAUUUGGCUGGCAAAGCUACAACUUCAGAUCUGUUUCAAGUUUGAAAAUUGCAAGGGUUUUUGGAUCUCUGCUGCACCAGAUCUGAAGAGUGGCUGUGAAAAUGCAAAAGCAUUUCGAAGUAGUUGGUAUACUAUUUUAACAUAGGAAUAAUGCUGGCAGAAGUUGUUUGCAUCACUGCUUUACGGGCAGAAGCUAUAAUCAUUUCUGAAACUUAUCAAAGUAAUGCAACCUUUUCUCCUAUUGUCCAGCAAUCUUGCCAUAGGGACUGAUGCUUCCUCCUAGUGAAGGCUGUGACCUUAGUCAUGUUUAAUUGGGCGCAAAUUCCAUUGAACUUGGUUGGACUUCCUUCUGUGUAAACAUACUGCUUGAGGCUAUGCUUCUUCAGACUAAUUGUCAAGCUGUGCCAAACACUGAGCUGGAGCUUGCCAAGGACUAAUGGCUGCUUGUGAGCACUCUUGGUUUCAGGUUCAAGGGUCUUGCUUUUCCCCGGAAUGUGAUUCAUUAUGCUGGUGUACCACAGAAAUGCCGAGAAGGUCAUCCUUUCCCCCAUAUCCCAGAAUGUGUGUGUAGAAUUCAGUUUCUGUAUAGUCUUACUUCCACUUUUAAAAAAGCAUGUUUGUUGUGUUCUUAAAAUACAUAGGUAGUACUUCAUUAAAUCUCAACAGACAAAGGUGGUUAAAUUAGAUUUCCAGGGGCUGAUGAUGUGUGCAGCUUGCUGCCUGUGCUUUUGAUUUUAAAAUCAGUAAAGAGUUUCAGACUAUGUUAUGCAAUUAAAAAACUAGAGUAUAUCUUUUAAAUUUACCUUACUUACACAAGCCAUGGAAUUCCAGUGUUUCCUUUGAAUCAAUAUAAGUGUAUGCACACACAUUCUUUCUCUCUCUCCCCUUCCUUCCUAGAAGGAUAUAAUCUCAGUGGUUCUCAACCUGUGGGUCCCCAGGUGUUUUGACCUUUUACUCCCAGAAAUCCUAACAGCUGCUAAAUUGGCUGAGAUUUCUGGGAGUUGUAGGCCAAAACACCUGAGGACCCACAGGUUGAGAACCACUGAUCUAGAGGCAUCCCCUUCACCACUAACGUCUCCUUGGCCAAACUACCCAAGUCUUCUGUACAACUGCUUUCUCCAUAGCUGCACUACAUGCAUAGUGCUUUGGAAAGUAGAUUAUGAGGGAAAGCAUGUUCUCAGUACUAUGGAUGCGGAUUCCUUUGGCACAGAUAUCUGUCCUGAAAGACUGCUGAAUAUUACCGUCAUUGCCAAAACAAUGUCUUUAACCAUUUCUUUGUGCUUUGUGGUUCUUAAGAGACCUAGUCAGUUGCUGCUGAGUUUUCUUUCCAACAGGGUGAUCAUCAUACCGUAGUUCAGAGAACUUUUAAAGUAUCGCCUAAUGUCAAAAGAGAGAGGGGGCGAUACAUCUAAUCAUUGGCUGGAUACAAACCCAGUCCAGCUAUCUAUCAAUGAAGAUACAGCAAGUUAUUUCUAGCCGUUGGAAAAUAUGAGUGGUAGACUAAAUCUAAACAUAGAUUAAUCUUUAUCUGUCUACUACCAGAAGAUAGGCUAGUAGCUCUGCUGUUCCUCCAAAUUAUGGCAAACCUAAGCAUUUUCUGUCAUUUGCACUGAAACACAAUAGUCCAUGGUGCUGAUCUGACUGAAGUUAAGUUCAAUGAAAAGUGAUGGGAAAUUAAGCAAGGGCCAGUGAACUUCAACUGCUGUAGGGCACAUAAUUGUCAGUGGUACAUACACAUGUCCAAGUUGAAGACUAUAAAUUCAAGAUUGUUAGCCCUUGCUUAGCUUUUUCAGGUCUGACUCACAAUUUGCUUUAGUUAUAAUUCAUGCUGGAACUUCACAACUACUUUUCCACUACAUGAAAUCAUGAAGACUUUUUUGUGAUUUGUUCAUGCAGUUAUCUUCCCUCAAGAGCCAGCUGGUGUUUAAUACAUCUGCCCUCCCUCCCCCUGCAAAAAAAACAAACCCAAACCUCUCCUCCCAUCAGGCUGGAGCUCUAAGCUUCUUAUGCAGCACUGUAUUAAAUUCCUGGUCUUGCUGCUCUCUGAUGGGCAAAGCAGUUCUGUCUCAAAUGUUGGAGUGCCUUCUGCUUCCAGUUGUAUUUUCCUACCAAUCCCAGCUGCCACUGGCUUUUUAGACUGGCAUGUGCUACCUCAGCUUGUAAGAAAGGGGAUGUUGCUGGGGGGAAAGGGAGUGUUUAUGAAGUCAUGCACAGUGGGAGGAAAUCAUGGAGGUUUUUCUCUACCCUUUAACUGUGAACCUUAUUUGAUAAUUGUAAACAUUUCUCUGAGUGUUCAAAGAUUGAACCAAUCCCACAACAUUUUUAUAGACCAAUUAAAAUUGUUUGCAAAAGGA
This is a messenger RNA of Anolis carolinensis (green anole), 6570 nucleotides long. It is a transcript of the gene coq10a, whose product is annotated as coenzyme Q10A. Gene Ontology annotation, biological process: cellular respiration; ubiquinone biosynthetic process. Lineage: Eukaryota; Metazoa; Chordata; Lepidosauria; Squamata; Anolidae. The transcript has 5 exons. The coding region runs from base 154 to 858 and encodes 234 amino acids. Gene Ontology annotation, molecular function: ubiquinone binding. Gene Ontology annotation, cellular component: mitochondrion. The record is from RefSeq and is a predicted model, not a curated record.